UGCAGACGUUGGAGCUAUAACAUCCACACAAACUGAGGGCAAGUAUGAUAGGGUUUUGCCUGCUGUUUCCAUGCCAACCAAACUUCCAACCAAUCAGCAUGCUCCAUCCAUGGGAAUGCUUCACCCAUCUUCAACCCUGCUUGCUGUUUUGAGUGCUUAUCAUUUCAAAGCUUCUUACCUCUCCUGUGAUUGGCCUGAUUCUGCAAGAUUUGCAUCACUUCAGCCAAUGACUGCAGUUUUAUCUAAAGUUUCUAAUUUGCAUGCAUUACUGGGCUUUGGGACUGUAUCUAAAACUUUUGUGCAUGAAACUGUUGAACAGCUUUUUGCUUUACAAACUGCUUUGAGUUCAUCAUUUCAAUGUGACUCUCAUCUUACAACUUUAAGGCAUGAAAGCUAUCUAAUCACUUCAAGAAUGCCAUCUACCCCUAUGAACUGUCCAAUUACAUCAAGGCUACUAUCUUCCUCAAUAAACUGUCCAAUCAAAGCUGCCAAAGCUAACCUUCAUUCAUCAAGCCAGCCAAUCAGAACACCAGUAAAUUUCCAAACAUGUCUAACACCAUAUUCAAACAUCACAAAUCUCAAACCCAUUUCAUCUUUCUUCAUACACACCAAUACCAGACAACAGAAAAUUGCACAAGAAACACAAUUUUCACCUCGCGGCCCAUCACUUUCCUGCAGUAGGGGUUUUGAAUAUGAGUUUACUAAUGUUUCACUUGGAGACAAUCUAACCUUUUCUGUUUUUGACCCACUAACAAUUCUGAGUUCCGGAGCCUGUUGUACCUCUCUAUCUGGUUCUGUUAACAUUUGUUUUGCUCAAACUGCAAAUGGAAUGACUAUACAUACUGCAUGUAGCUCUACCAAAUGGUGUAUAUUCUGUAUCCUUUACUCCUCUAAAUGCCAUUCUGUUUUCAAUCUUACUAACAUUUCAUUAGUUACAGUGCCAUUCUGCCUGCUUUAUUCAAACCGUCCCCGCAUUAAUGAACCUUUUGCCUCUGUCUAUUCCAAGACUUCCCUCUUCAUUGAUCCAUUGCAUCAGAACUUAUCUUUUGUAGAAGAGAAUGGAUGUGUUAUCGGUAACAGUAUCCUCUCCCUUCAGACAUUGCCAGCAGGAGAGGUAAUGAUGGUGACCCCUGGACCCUUAUUAACGAUAAUUGCCGCUUCAAUGACAAAACCAGAUCACAGUCGAUCAAUCUCUGUCGCAAUCCUGACACCUGCUCUUCUCCGUACCGCUUCAGAGUCCCGGGGCAGUGGUUCUUCUUGGCUUUCAUCAGCGACCACUUUGCAAUCUUACCAUUCAUUCGAUCUGUCACCACCUCGUAGCUUUGGCUGGCCGACUGCUACCCAGUCCAGUCAAAAGCUGCCUCAAGUUCCCCCAUCGAGUCCAUCUCGCUUUCCAUGUUUGCAGAUGUAUGUAUGCCCUGUGCCCCUGGAAUUAACGUCACACCUAAACACAAAUUUGUUAUCGAAUUUCAGUUCAGGACAGAGUGUGACCUCUUUUCCUGUAUCGAUGUCACCUUUUGGAAUGACUCUGUCAUUUGGAAUUACCGUAGGGAAAAGUUCAUCACUUCUGCCUGACUUAAGUCUAGUGUUCAAACUAAUGAAAAUUUUAGAAGGUGCUCUCAAAAUAUUGUCAUUUCCUUAUCAAAUGGGAUUGGAAGCUAUGUUUUUGAGAACAUCUGUCCCAAUAUUUUGGUUUAUAUUUGAGCAGGGAUUAUUGUUCCCAUUUGAUUGGGUUAUAAAGAAUCUUUCACCCGACCUAACCAACGUUUUAUUGUCAGUUUUCAUAUCCAAAACACAUAACUUUAGUAAGGUUAAUGCCUCUCCUGAUACUGUCUUGCAUCAUAUCCAUACACGUUCAGGAAUCAUCACCCCAAAUUUGUCAGUAGACAAUUCCACCACUUCAAUGCAGAUCAGUGCUGUACAUGCUGGCAUUGCCAAGUCAACGACUUCAUGUACAUUGACUGUGCCAUCGUUUGAGAAAUCUGUUGUAGGUCUUCUGAUGCCGUCGCAUACGUCAUGGUCAAGACUGCCAGGUUUGUUGUUUCAGCCACCAGAUCCAAUCCAAACCUUCCACCUCUCAAUCUCACCACCGUCAGCCCUAUCUCUAUUCAGUCAAUCACCUUGGCAUUAUUUACCUGCCUCGGUUUCCAUGGCAACCCAAGCCAUAUAUGCUUGGGAAAUCAUUUAUUCCGUGCUGAGUGUGUUUAACACGUCUGGCCCUUUGAUAGAAGCAAACCAGUUUUAUGACAGAGUCGUGAUGGAUUUGAGAGUGUUGCUCUCGCACAAAGUCAAUAUAUGUGGCUAUUUCACGAAACCUUUUACCUCCAACUUACUACUCUAUUUCUUCUCAAUAUUCUUUUUGAUGAGGCUUCAUUCACCCGGUUCAUCAUUUUCGAAAUUGUCUUUUCUUUUUCCCUCCCUUUCUCUUCUCUUGCUUUCAUUCCUGUCCAUACCUUUUCUUUCUUUCCUCCCUGUUACUUCAGGUUUAUCAUCCUCCUAUUUUAACAUUUCCACUCCAAAUUCUCCAACUGCCAGUCUGAAGGCGAUGAAUUCCACACUUGUACCGACUUCCCCUUCGAUGUCCUUCCCCUCACCCUCCACAUCUAGCAUCUCACCAACCCAUCACACAGAUUCAUUUCAUGCACCAAUCCCCACAGCGAGUCCUGGUGUGAACGAUUCCCACGAGAGCCACGGAUUACCUGAAAUUACCUCGGUAAUUGCAACACCUUCCCGCUCAUACCCGGAUGGUAACUCUGGUAACUCAAGCUCCUUGUCUGCAUCGGCUUAUGCAUCAAUAAGCCCCGUUUCCGCUCAACAUAUGAACCACUCCGCAGAGGCAUCGCUUCAUCCGUCCAUGCGGGACCCUUCUCUAUUAUCUCUACCUAUUUCAAGAUUGAGUUUGGAUUCCCCUGGCUCAGCCGUGCAUGAAACCGUUUCAUUACAUCUUACUUCGGCCUCACCAGUCCCAAGUUCACGACGAGAUACCAUGAAUAAUCUCUUACAGCUGUCGGACAUCUCAAUGUCAACGCCCCAAGCGUUGUUAAGCAUUAUUACCCCAACUGCCUCCUCUCAUACUUCCUCUGCUACGCUACGUGCUUACUUUACCAGUGUCAUUUCUGUCAGUGACCCUCUGUCUUCUGGCUUAGUUACACCAUCUCUUCCUUCAAGCUUUGCAAACGCAUUUCCAACCUCUUUUAUGAAUGUAGAAAGCCAGCUAUCAUUCAUUUUGCAUGCAUCAUCUAAGCUGAAUUCUCCAUUGCACCCUCUUAAUGCUGAUUAUACUUCAUCAUUUGUAACAAUGAUACAACAUACGCCCUUAUCGUCAUUAUUGAUGCAAUCCUUUCUUAGUGAUGCACAUAUGUCAUCUACCUCUCAUUUUCAAAUAAGCCAUUCCUUUCAGCAUAUAUCAAAAGAAAGUGCAACUACGCCAUGGCUGAUGCACCCGUCUUUCACCACACCCUUUGGGCUUUCUUUUGCUGCGUCCUCCAAAGAAACAUUGCAUUCAUCUUUACCAUCAUCACAUGCAACUGUGUCAUCAUCCUAUUCAGCUUUGAGAUCAUCACAUUCAGCUUUACAAUCAUAUUCAUAUUCGUCAUUAUUAUAUUUACCUUUUACAUAUUCCUCUUUGUCAUCACAUUCACGUUUAUUAUCAUUACAUUCACCUUUUUCAUCAUUAAAUUCACCUUCAUCAUCACUAAAUUCACCUUUGCCAUCAUCACAUCCACUUUUGCCAUCAUCACAUCCACAUAUACCAUCAUCACCUUCAACUUUGCCAUCAUCACAUUCACAUUUCACAUUGCUUUCACCUUUGCCAUCAUCUCGUCUAAGUUUGCCUUCAUUACAUUCACACUUGCAAUCAUCACAUUUACAUUUGCCAUCAUCACCUUCAACUUUGCUACCAUCCCAUUCACCUUUGACAUCAUUGCAUUCAUUGUUGUCAUCAUCGCAUUCACCUUUGCCACCAUCGCAUUCACAUUUGCAAUCAUCACAUUCACUUUUCCCAUCAUUGCAUUCACCCUUGUCAUCACAACAACAUUUGCCAUCAUCACUUUCAUCUUUGCCUCGUGAUCUAUCACUUGUCUCAUUUAUGCCUCCAAAAAUUUCCUCAUCUCCCCACAACUCACAUCCACCCCACCCAUCACAAACUUCCAUCCUGGAUCGCAUCACUCCAGUCACCACCUCUCCUUUAUCCUUUCUCCCCAAUAUAGGAUCAGUCACCACCUCCUCACCCAGCCUUGUCUCUGCAUCUCUCCCAUCACGUUUACCUUCCAAUGAGACUGAAUCCGUUAUCACCAUGGCAACCCGUAUGUUGACAUCAACAUCCACAUCUUUGAUUAACCCCCCCAGUCUGGAUACCAGUUUAGAGUCUACUGCUGUCAUGAACUCUAUAAAUACUUCUGAAGCACUGUCCAGCAUGACUUCUAGUCCACUUAGUACCUUCUCAAAGCUUGAUGUUGUAUCGCCAUCUAGUGCUAACUUUUCUGAUGCAUCUACUGUGCUUGAAACUGUUUUGUUUACUCAGACCUCAUUUGACUUUGUGACACCUUCUGACACUGCUUCUGAUAGUGUAGAAGUGGAUCUUACUACUGAUCAUUCCUCAUUUAUUCGGAUGAUUGAUUCAACCGCCAUGAAUUAUCCAACUUUAACACCUUCAUUUGUAACACCUUCCUUUGACGGAUCAUCAUUAGUGCCUCAAGAGCCUUCAUUCUCUACCUUAACACCAACAAAAUACCUUACUUCAGUGUAUGAUUCUUACACCUUGAUAUCAACACCUUAUUCUGUAGAUAGUUUAACCAUCGUUAGUACACUAACACAAUAUUAUGAUAGUGUAACACCUGUGCCUUCUAACAUUUACACUAUGGAAUCCAUAGGAUCCAACUUUUCCCAUCCUGGGAGACUUACACCAGUACCAAGUACACCAACACAAACACCAUACACAACAACAUCAGAACAUGAAACAAUGUUACCUACACAAACAUAUACUUAUUCAACACCUGUUUCUCAAGUGCUUAUUCAAACACCAACACUUUCAUUAUCAUCUUGGAUGAAUAUAUCCUCAAGCCUGCAACCAUCUAGUGUUUCCUUAAUACAUAGCAUGCCUGACACCCUGUUAACCCCAUCUGUUAGUGAUACCACAUCGCUGCAAACGAAUUUCCCAUCAUCAUUUCUGGAUAGUACUCCCUUGCUGAUCAGCUUGAUGACUGAUUAUGUGAUUAUGUCCUCUGGAGUUACAAUAACUAGCAUGCCAAUUGAUGUGUCUAUUGAAACAUCUUCAUCUGUCAUUAUGCCGGAUGUUUUACAUUCUGACUCUGUGGAUACUCUUUCAUCAACAGAUGGCAUUUUAACAUCCACCUCAUUACCGUUGUCAACUGCAACCACAUCACUGGUCCCUCUCCAGACAUCUACUCCUGAAUCAUCAAUGCUUUCUCCAAUGACAUCAAAAGAACUGUCAAACACUAGUACUGAAGGUUCACAAACUUUGCAUAGUUUUUCAACAUCGGAGAGGAUGUCAGCAAUUGUUCAAACACCUAUUCUUUCAUCAUCAGUGCAAUCUAUGAGCAGCGUGCAAGCAAAUGAAAGUAUGCCUUCAUUAUCUUUAUUCACUAAUUUAAGUACACUUCAGGAAGACCUGUCAUCAACCUAUGCAAUCAUGCCCAGUGAUGUAAUCUCCCAAACCAUGAUGCAAACUAUCAUCACCUCUUUUGUAAAUUCCUCCCAAAGCGAAAUCAUGCCAUCUCCCUCGAUUUACAUACCAAUGCAAUCAUCUGUUUUUAAUUCAACAAUGCAGUCAUCAUUAAUGGAUUCCUUGUUAAGCUCAGUAGCUACUCAAACUGGAAUGUUGCCAAUGCAGGCAUCAACUGCAGUGGUUGGAAGUGACCAUGUUUCCAGUACCCUUGAUUCAAAUUCAAACAUGUCAUCAGUUUCUAUGUUGCCAAUGCCUUCUGCCGGUCAGAUGACUAUGGUAACUUCUGUUGCAAUGGAAUCUUCUACGCCUCUUGUGAACAAAAGUGAUUCUCUGUUCCCCACUUCAUCAUCUGGUUUUGAUUCAGUAUCAUCCAGUAUAGUUGCCAUGGCAACUGAAAUGCCAUUAUCAUCCUCCUCUGGGAUGAUUCUCCCAACUCCAAAUAGCACAAUAUCAUCAGACUUUCCUGGGUUUAAUUCAACACUACCCACCCCAAGUCUUCCAUUCAUGCCGUUGUCCAGUUCCUCCUUACCUCCCAACUCUACACUCCACUCAGGAGCACCCGCAACCCCUAUAUUCUCUUCUCUCUCACCGGUGACCUCUAUUUUGUCCACUCCAUCAAUGUCUCUGGUUUCCUCAAGUAUCUUGGAGACCCGUUCAAACUCCUCUUCACCUACAACUACAGUUUCUGUGGAAAUCCUAUCCACGCCCUUGGUUUCCUUGAGCACCCCUUCUGCUUCAGUGUCAGUGAGUUCAGUGUUUGUACCUACUUCACCAACCUCCCAAACAAAUUUGUCCACCACCGAUACAACUCCUGUGGUUGUUUCUACCACAAACCAAUCUCUUUCAGCAGAGCCAACAACAGUUGUGAUGAACACUUCAUCAGUGACUCCUCCAACAAGUUCACCCAAUGCUGAUAAUGUGACUGUCAGCCCUCAAACAACGGGUGCGGUGGUGUCUCCGGAGACUUCCUCAAUGACUCCUGGGGUGUCCACUUUCUUGAACUACACUAUGACCACCACUCCUGCAACCAAUGUGACAACUUCAUCACCUGGUACAACCUCAACACCAACAACACCAGUGACCACUCCCAUGGACACUACUGAGGCCACAACCCCAGAAGCAACAGUUCCACCAACUACCUCUACCACAAUCCCUCCCACAACUCAUGUAGAAACAACAACACCAACAGUGGUCACCACAAACCAAGAUGUUACCAAUUCUUCAACUGAACCCAGAACCACGCAGACAAGGACACCAACUCCGUUUGAUACAUCCUUUGCUACCAAGCCCUAUUGGCUAACAAUGGGUCUUGCUAUUGAUGAAAACAUAAACGUCAACGCUCCUUCGUACGUUGAAGAGAUGGAGGGCAACCUUGCGGAUAUGUACGUGGAGGCUAAUCGCCGUAGCAACCAGAGAAUGGUGGAGGUGGAGCAGCUUCUGGAUCAGCUGGAUCCCGAGAGGAAUCCUGCAGUGGACCCAGGUGGAGCCAGGAGAAGGAGAGCAGUGACUGUGGACACAAUAACGGCACAGAUAAUAGACAUGACCCGACUCACCAAUCCCACCAAAAAUGUCGAUUUGACAUUCUACAUAGUGGAGGAAGGUACCAAACUUCUGUCGGGGGAGGCCAAGGCGGUGCUGGAUGAGCUCACCCUCCAAGAGAUGACCCUGUAUAUGGCUGUACCAGUCAACAGUCCACCUAUUGAGGUCGUACCAUCAACCACAGUCAUGCCAUCGGCCGAGCCUCCAGCCCGCCUGUGGAUCAUCGCGGCCGUUCUCGUUCCAUUGGCUCUACUGUUCUUCUGUUGCCUUUGCUGCUGUUGCUGCUGCUGCGGGCGCAAACCCAGGAAGGAAGACGGUCCUAUGGAUCCUGAUACAUUCAAGAUGCUCCAGUUCAAAGCAAAAUACCCAUACAGACAGUACCCUGGCAGCCCUCAGGACCAGCAUCUCCAACCAGUCCCGCGAGGGUUUGAUGUUGUCAAACAAGAUUACGCCAACAAUGCGUUUGGUAUGGAGGCAGGCACGGUGGAGGGGAAGCAGCAAAUUGAAGAAGAAGCUGAGAUGAUGAUACAGAGAGAGCUACCAAGAAGAACGGUUGAGGGACAUGUAUCACCUGUCCUUCACUCCAGAAACCAGUACCCCAUCGGACAGUCACCGACCCCCAGUGGGACUUCUAGCUCUUCCCUAGUACCACCUCUACCUGUUAAGCAGACCAAAGGUCACCAGAGGGUAAGAGAUGGAAGUACUAGUGGAAGUGAUACGGGGGAGGAGCUCUACAAACAGAGGCGAGAAUACAUGGCCGCUCAAGAGGAGAUCAGUAGAGUACUAGAACCGGAGUUAUACUCGUCACAGGGGAGAAAAAGGUACAGUAGGGGUGCUGUCCUCAAAGGGAGUUUGGGGGACUGUAGACCAUGACGUAGACCACUUUGGAUUAUUCUGUGCUAGAAUCACAGGAAGCCCAAAGAUUUGUUACUCUGUAUUUGAUCUUUGUAGGAUUGCAUGGUGGAGCUUAUAACAUGGAGAAGUUUUGAGGUUCACCAUGUGUAAUAUGUAGAAGGGAAGGAAAUACAUGUACAGGCAAAAAGAUUGAAGAGAGUAAUCUCUCUUCAAUUCAUACGGCUAUUACUCAAACCAUCGCUUCUCACGCUAUAUUCAGCUCAUCUCAUCUGGUUUACAGUCCUUUUCAGGACUUCACUCACUUUCAAGAAAACAAUACGUCUAAUCUGUAAUUAUCUCUAUUUCUUAGGUUUACUAUUUUCCUUCCCCUUGCUUUCAUAAUGAAGAAAAUGCAUAUCACUCCCAGACAGUUAUGAAUAUGACUGUCAAAUGAGUUAAUAAUUGAACAUUCACAUACAUUAUGUAGAUGAGAGUAAUUUAUAUGGCUGUACACAAAUAAAAUUUGGUAUGUUCUCCUUUGUUUACAAAGGACAUUUUGCAAAUUUCCUGUAGAAAAAAAUAUGACACUGAUGGAUUUCCAUAGAGCUACGAUUGAUCGGAUCAAUCAUAACUCUUUGUAAGACGGGGCCCAGCGUUGUACCCAUUACAGAGGUGAAAAGAGUACAAUAGGAUGAGUGUCGGGAUCUAAAGGAGGUCGCAUGGGGAGAGGGGGGGGGGGUGAAUCCUCUGUUAAUUUGUGUGAGUUUAUGUUUUACAAAGCUGUAUCAAUCACAUUCAUUAUUGGGGACUCAACCUUCAAUGUCACUAUCUGACGGAUGUGGCCAGCCUUUAGGGAACUCAUAUAUAAUGCCUCAUUUUAGUGAACUCUUUCAUUUUAUUUAAAUGCUCUGUUAUGACUUAUUAUGUAAGAUAUAUUAUGUUAAAUUAUGUUCCAAAUAUAGAUUCCAUUGUUCAUGUUGAAUUUAUAGAAUUUGUUGUCUACCAUUUUGCACGGCAUGAAAACAAAAAGAAUUUCCAAUUAUGGACAAUAAAUACAUCUACAGUGUAACUACUUAUACUUAUGAAACUGGAUUCCGGGAAGUCUGAUAUUAAAACUUUGUACAUGAAAGACAAUCGUUCAUUCACCCAUACAAGAAUUUGUGAAAAUAAUUGAAUUUAUUAUAUUACUCCAUACAUAGCGAUACAAGAACUAUAACAUUGCAUUGUACAUGUAAAUCUAUUUUUCAAGGUUAUAGAAUUUCAGCAGAACUCUUACCCGAAACCUUAUUAUCACCCUUUAGAAAAUAUAGAUUAAACCUCCCAAUAAAGCUGAGAAUCAAAUAGAUGAUGAAUUAUGAACACUAUAGACAGGGUGUGAGAGUUCAGAUUUUUAGCUGAUUUCAGAUUUAUUUGAUCUGAUUUUCAGCUUAUUUUUAGCAUAUUUUAGGUUUCCUCUUUACAAUUAGUAUGGGAGCUCUUCCUAUUUCAGAUCUCAAACUUUUCAACACUCUUGCUCAUUUUUUCAGAUCUUUUUAUUUGUGACCACUCACACCCCUGUACAGAAGCCAAAGUAAUGAUAAUUUUUUUCUUUUAAUUUUGAUCUGGGAUUUUUACUUUUUGUCAUUUGUAAUGUAUUGAUGUAUCGAGCGGUGACCCCUAUCAUAAGCAUUGCUUCUCCUGGGUCUCCGAACCAUCUAUUUAUUUGUUUUUUUUCUGAUACUUUGUUGAUACUGUAUAUUGUACUGUUUUUAUCCUUUUGAUGGUUGAAUAAAUAAAUGAAUUGAAUUGAAAUUGAAUAAUAGAUUGGAUUUGUAAUGCGCUAAAUCCCCUCUUCAGAGCGCCUAAUAUGAUUCCCAAAUUACAGUAGUUCAGCUUCUAAAAAAAUAAUAAAAACUAUAUACCAGGUAAUUUGUUAGAAGAAAUAGCAUUUCCCUUUUCCAUACAGUUUAACAAAGUCUCUGCAAAUUCCAAACCAUUAUCUUCAUUUUUUAAGAAAAUCAGAUGCCACAGGAGUAAAUAUCAAUCGCCAUCAAUGUUAUUAAAGGCACGUUGUACAAAAUGUACAGUAAUGUACAAAAUGUACUAGUCUUGUACAUUAUACAG
Molecule: messenger RNA, 10162 nt
Organism: Lytechinus variegatus (green sea urchin)
Lineage: Eukaryota; Metazoa; Echinodermata; Echinoidea; Temnopleuroida; Toxopneustidae
Exons: 7
Coding region: 71-8098 (2675 amino acids)
Source: RefSeq, a predicted model, not a curated record